Manis javanica (Malayan pangolin) is the source of this 519-nucleotide messenger RNA. Lineage: Eukaryota; Metazoa; Chordata; Mammalia; Pholidota; Manidae. The record is from RefSeq and is a predicted model, not a curated record.
CUGAGAUGGAUGGUGAACUUGCCAGAGGCAGACGUGAUUCCAACACUGACCUGCCACAGUGGGAAUAAAGAGGAUCUUGAUGAUUUAAGAAUGGAGGGAGUAACUACCCUGCUACCUUCUGGGAGCAAAUUUAACCAAGGUCGUGCUACUCACCCUGCUGAACUUCAGGCCAAGGUCACACUGAACAUCUGUUCAAGGUGUGCCAGGCUUCAAGGAGACAACCUGGCAGAAAGAACAGAAGAAACAUCACAAAUCUUGCAUUCUCCAGAUGAAAUAAUUCCAGAUUCUCUGGAUUCUUUACCUGGAACUGAAGAAGCAUUAAUGGAAGAGGGUGAAGAAUUUGAGAAAGCAUCUAAAUUAACAGGACCUGGAGAAGCCUCCAGUGGAGGACAGUCAUUGAAAAACUACAUAGAAGAAGAUGAAUCUUUAAAGCAAUUACAGGUAGUUCAUCAGCCCUGGAUCUUGCCAAGUGACACAGAAAGUGAAGGAGUGGAAGCUGAACAAGAGAAAUGUGAGUAG